GAGAUGUUGAGAAAAAUCCCGGCCCUAAUGACUCAACUACAUCUGGUGAGCGUAAGUCAAGGCAAUGUAAUUCAAGCGAGGGUCGUCUUAGGGCUCCUAAGUGUAUGCAGUGUGAUAAGGCAGUUAAAGUAAAUAACAAACGGUUGUGUUGCAACUACUAUUAACUAUUAUUCCGGAAGCUUUCAAGAGUUUUUUUGAAACAUUAGUUAUAUGAUCAUUCCAUGUCAGACAUUCAUCAAUGAUGAUACCAAGAAAUGUUGUACUUUUAACUUGUUCUACAUUUACAUCAUUCAUAACAAUUUGAAUUUCCUGUUUUGGUUUUUUGUUAGAAGAUCUAAAUAAAAUGAAUUUUGUCUUUUGGAUAUUUAGAGAUACUUUAUUGACGUUUAACCAUUCUGUAACUUUGUUAAUUUCAGUUUGUUUGAUUACAAGGCUUCGAGGAGGUGGGGUCACUGGACAACGGUAAACUUUGUUUCUGAAGACUGGAAUAGUUUGGAUGAUGAUUUAAAAAGCUCCACCUCGAUAACCUCAUUUAAGAACCGCCUCGAAAAAACUGAAUUGUAAUGACUUGUUUGUUCUAUCUAGUUAUUUUCAUUUGUAAUUUAAUUAUUUUUAGUAUAUGUUUACUUGUCCGAGGACCCCUCUGUAAACCACUACUUGUGAAGUUGGUAUCCUCAUUAAAAAUUAUGUUCAUUCAUUUAAGACCGCUGUUGCUAAUAAUAUGAAUGAAAGUAAUUUGCUGCACUGUUCAAUAUCAUUUAUGUAAAGCAAAAAUAGAAUUGGUCCAAGAAUUUAUCCCUGCGGAACCCCACUUCUAAUCACCAUUUCAUUUGACCUAACUUGAUCAUAUUUCACUAUUUGUUUUCUAUUUUCCAAAUAAUCUUUAAACCAUAGUUGUGUUAUUCCCCCUAUACCAUAGUGUUCCAGUUUUUGAAUCAGAAUCUUGUGAUUAAUAGUGUCAAAGGCCUUUGAGAAAGAUCCCUAUAGUGUAUUCACCUUUAUCGAUUGCUUUACUAACUUUGUCAACAAGUUCAACGACUGCAUGCUCGGUGGAUCUAUUUUCUCUAAAACCAUACUGACUAUGUGUUAAUAAUUUUAUUUUUUUCAAUGAACUUAAUUAAUCUCUUAUACAUUAGUUUUUCUAGUAAUUUAGAAAAAAAAGAGAGUACAGAAAUUGGUCGAUAAUUUUUUAAUUCAUUUUUUUUAUUUGCUUUGUAAAUUGGGGUAACUAGAGCUAUUUUUAGGCCAUUAGGAAUAGUUCCACUAAGGAAAGUCAAGUUGAAUAUGUGUGACAGGGGUUCAGAAAUUUCCUUGGCAAUUGUCUUAAUAACUUGUGAACUUAUACCAUCAUAGCCUGGACUUUUUUUAGAAUUUAAGUUUUGUAUUUCAAUUUCGAUUUCAUAUUUGGUUACUGGCUCAAUAAAAAAAUUAUUCUUAUUCUUAUUAGUCAAAUAUUUGUCAAAGGUUAUUUCACUGUCUGGAAGUUUUUUUGCUAGACCUGGUCCAAUAUUUACAAAAUUGAAUUUAUUUGCUAUUUUGUAUGGAUCAUCAAUGAUUUCAUCUGAAGAGUCUCCGUUGAAUUCCUUUGGUAAAAUUCUAUUGUUUCUAUGUUUAUUCAUAAUUUCAUUAAUUGUUUUCCAUAAGCAUUUUGUGUUAUGCUUGUAUUUUAUUAGUUGUUCUUCAUAAUAUUUCUUUUUUGCUAUUUUUAUUACAUGAUUCAAUUUAUUUUUAUAUUUUUUGUAUAUAAUCUCAUUUUUUAUUACAGGGCAAUUUAAGAAUUUCUUAUAAAGUUUGUUCUUUUUUUUAACUGAUUUUGCAAUGCAUUUUGUCAUCCAUGGACUUUUACUUUUGUCAAAUUUCCUUUUUGAUACUUUUUUUGUUAAUGGGAAAUUUUUUUCAUAGGCUGUAGAGAAUUUAUUGAAGAAUUCGUUAUAAGACUCUGCAGUAUUACUGUUGGAAAUUACAUCCUCCCAUGAUGUAGUUUUAAUUGUAUUACCAAAUGAUUUAACAUUGGAAUCAUUGAUGAUCCUUUUAUUAAUAAUUUCCAUUUCUGGCUUAGUCUUAUGUUGUUGAUCUUUAAAUUCGCGUAUAUGAAAUACUGGUAAGUGAUCACAAAAAAGUAUCCCAUUUGUGCUCGAUUCUAUAGUUUCCAUAUCAUUAGUAAAAAUAUUGUAUUUUAUCUGAUCUGGAUGUAUUUUCAUGUAUAUUUAUACAAAUACACAACUAUUACAAACACGCAACUAAAAGAUUCCUAACACUAACACACACAAAAAGUAUCAUGUCUCAGAAUACAUUGAUAUCGAAGGAACCACACUCAGUUCCAAAAUAUCACCAACUCGAACUGACUUAACCUAGUAGUUCAGUUGGUAGAGCAUUGGACUGGUAUCCCAUUAAUGUCACAGGUUCGAUUCCCAUCACAGUCAGGCAAACUUUUUAGUUUGUCCCGGUGUGGAUGCACACGCAGAGUAACACCACAAACAUCAAGUUAUGACCAUGUUUACACUUCAUCCAUGCCUGACAAUCAUUGACACAGGUAACACAUCAAUUGCCUGAGUGUAUGGAAUGUACAAUUCCUCUGCACCGGACGGCAGUGAGUCUAGGCUCUAGGAAUUGUGUAUCGUUUUUGUGCCAAAAGAUUCGACAGCAAUAUAAGCUGUUGUGCAUGCAAAUCACUGAUUUGUGCACAAAACUGGACAGCCUUUUCUUUCCAUGCUGGGCAAUUUAGGCCUCUAGCAUGACUAGGUCAAGCUGGCAAUGUGGCCCUUCUAUAACACAGUAUUAUCCAUGUCAUAAUUUUUGUUUCAUUUAGUUUAAUUUCUGCCUUCUGGACGUGCUCAAGCCUUGGCAACAAGUACUCAAGUUUCACUCUCUUGAAGAGUUGAAGACCAAUUUGUCAAAUGAUGGAUCAUAUUGUGUUGUCUUUGUAAUAUAAUAUAUGUAUGCCAGAAUGGCAGUGCAGAAACAUUAAAUUUUUUUACAAAAAUGUGUUGAAUACUCUUUCAUUUCUCUCCUAGUAUUACAUUAUGCAAGAUGUGGACACCAAAUAUAUGGGGCUGUUCCAUAUGAGAUGUGCUGGCAUUACAAAAUGGACCAGGCUGCUUAGGUACCCCCAUUUCAAGUUUGUAUUCAAAUGUGGUUACAUGCUUUAUUUUGCCAUUCAGACACCUAUAAAUCUAAGAAUGUAGAAAGCUAUCCAAAAUUAUAUUGCAAUUUCUGCAUAAUGCUUGCCAGGCUAGCCUGCCUCCACUAGUGUAUAAAGGCAAGCUAACCUGGUUUACCAGGCCAGCCCAACUCUUAUGAACAGCUCUUAAUGUAGAAUGUGAAUGGGUUUCAUAUAAUAUAUUCCUUUUGUUCCUGAAGAUCUUAAUUUUUUAUAAAUUUUUUUGCUUUAAAUUUCAUGCAAUAUUACAUAUAGUUCUAUAACCUACAGUACCAUGCUUUCAUGGUCAAAAAAUAAUGUCACAGCUUUGUUAUACACAGUUAUUAAGCCACAAAUGGUCAAAGGUCUACGGAAAUUAUUGGGGGGGGGGGGGUAUUGCCCACCUGGCCCCCUAGUGUCCACCACUGAAUAUAUGCAUUUGAACUAUUGCAACAAAUCAGACUUGUUUUAGACUCGUACACUUGUGCUUAUUAAAAUACCAAUUGAGACUUGUUGAAAGUUUGUUUAUAACAAUAUAAAGUACAGAACUAAGUAGUUCCUAUGCAAGAUAAAAUCAACUUGUAGCCAAUGUUCAAAAGGUAUCUUUGAAUGUUAGUAAUAUUUGAAACAGUUCCAAGGUUCUUUCAGACAAAUCCAAUUGAAUAUUGGACUGUGCUGGAACCAUACUGACCACCUUCACUUCCUAUUCUGUGAUAGUGACUUUGCCACUUCUAUAAAAACAAAAAAAAUACAUUAAAUUCAAUCAAACUUGUACACGAAAAACAGCUAUAAACACAUGGAAGUGACCACGUGUGCAUAAAAAGCAGCUCUGCUCUGGAUGAAAACCCUCGAAAUGCUCAAGUCUAUAUAAUAUUACUGCAACAUCUGAACAAAAAAAACGUAUUCACACUAGCUUUAAAGACCAAGACAACCCGAAAAAUUAAAAAAAAAAUGAUAUGUAUGAUAGUUGCAAAGAUUAACAACGAUUCACUAGUUUAAAACCUAUAAACAUAGUCUGUAUUGUGUACUGUAUAUAUAAAUAAUAAUGUUCGUCAACUCCAUAUUUAAUAGUAAUAUUUGUAGCUGAUAAAUACCUCGAUUAAAUGUUUUAUUUGACCAAUAAAUGAAUAAAUACAAACUACUUACCUUCCUCUUGGGUGUUUUGGUUUUAAAAUCUAAUUUUAUAAGCGAAUAUCCUCAAAAUGUCAAUUUUAAAACAAAUCACAGCUCUCACUCCAUAUAUUUUAUAUCGAUUCCAGCUGCAAGUUACUGGCCAGAGUAAUGGCCGCCGUUGUAUUUCCGGCAUGCGCAACACGACAUGCGUGAGGACGCCGACUUCAAAGGAUCUGACAUUCAGUUGCCCUUCUAUUCAUUUCUUAUUCUAUGAUGCAACUUAACGCGAAAUGCAGUUACAAGUUUACUAAAACUAGCAGAAUCAGAUGCAGAGAGAAAAAGAUUAAGAUAUGCAAUAGUGGGUGCAGCAGGUCUCUCCAACAAAAAAGCAGCAAAGGUGUACGAAUUUGAAAACAUGACGUCAGUUGUUUCAGAAGUAGAGGAAGCAUUAAAAGAGGCUGAAGCAAUUCGAAAUGUUAUCGAGAAAUUGGCAGAACUCAAAGAUAAAGAGCUUAUGAAAUCUCUAGGAAUUUCAGAUGAUGAGAGUAGCGAAUCAGACAGCGGAGAAGAAAGCGAGACAGACAAUGAAUGCAGUGAUGUAGAUGACAACAAUCAUGAUGGAAACAGCUACAAUAACGAUGAUGGUCUGGAUUCUAAUCAUCUCAUUGCUGUUUUACAACAAUGCGACUUUAACUGACUGGAAUUUGUGAGUCAGAUUGAAAAGGAUAAACCAAAGAUUGAUAAGAAUACAAUGGAUAGUUUACUAGAAGAUUUUGCUGCAGAACUGCCUAAUCUAGGCGUUAGUGAACACAAUAACAAUUUAAUUCAACAAUCACGACAGGUGUAUCAUGAACAGCAGUUAUUACUUGAGCAACAAAAUGACAUUACUAAUGGUAUGAUUGUUUUGGAUGAGGAAUCUGAUAAUCCUGAAGAAUAUCUUCAUGUCCGUGAACCAUUGGACGAUGCUGGUAGGACGUUAAUAAUGAAGAGAAGAGCUGCUAUCCAUAGGAAGGCUAAAAGAGGUAUCAAAAAGAAAAUAGCAGAGAGGCGCUUUCUAAUGCGCAGAAGAAGCAAGAGAGUUGGUAAAAUUUUAAAAGAUUACCCUGAUAUUGCGAAGACCAUCAACCCGGAUGUACAUUGGAAUGCGGCGCUCUAUCAAGGAUUAGAUGAUCUCCAAUACACAGACGGUAGCAAUAUAGUAAAUUUUGGUCGCGAUGAUCAGUCUGGAUUUAGACUGGAUACAAUGUCAACACACAAACAACAUGCAACGCUUUGCCUCCAUGAUGAGCCCCCCUUGACGACUUGCAUAGAUUAUGUCAAUCGGUAUCCAUAUGUGUUACAAACUACAUCCUACAAUUUUCCUGCGAGAGAAACAACUGGCGAGGUUGGUGUGGUGAAAGCUCAAAAACUUUUCCCCAAGAAUCCAGCUCAACACUAUGCCGAUCUUACCAUGGUUGUUGAAGAGAAGGAAGAAGUGAAGCCAGCUUUCAUUAACCAUACAACGGGAAAGCAAAAGGCAAUUGAAUGUAUUCGGGAGACGAAGGCCCACUCCAUGAAGAAGUGCAGUAUUGGUGGACUAAACAGCAUUUUGAGAGAGAAAGUAGAGCAAUGCUUGUGUCAACCAGAAAUAGUGGCUCAAGCUACAGAAAUCGAGUCGAAUUACAAAACGGUUGCCUGGCACUGGGUCAUGCUAACACAUUUAUUCCAUCAACCCUACAUGGUUCUUGCAUAGAAAAUGGGCAAAUCAGCAAAGAAAUCCUUCCUAAAAAUCUGGACGUAGCAAUAGAUGUCUACAUCAGUCGUGUUAAUCAUUCACCAUGUGCGGAUAUGGUUAUCAAUCUUUGGAAAGGUGCUGAUAGCAGCUUACAGCAGGAAGAGAGGAAAGCAGUUAACAUCUUUCUUAAGGGUAAAAAGGAUGUGAAGAUGCAGCUUCAGAAAGAACAGCCUGAGCUUUUUCAGAAUAUAAAGAAGAUAUGGAACCUUAGAACAAACCAUGACACCGAAUCUUCCUGGUCAGUAUUUGUUCUUUUUACAAUGUUGCUACAAGAAAGGGUGUGUCCAUCCAAUUUGUCAGACUGGUGUACAAGAAGAGAUAGUAUGGUAUCCACAAGGUCCUCCAAUAAACUAUCUUCCUAUUCCAACGCCAGAUCCGACUAGACCUUAUGGUAACAAUCAGUGUGAAGAAUGUAGUGGAUUCUGUGCUGGUCAUUACAUGAAGCCCAAUCAACUGAUAUCUCUGGCAAAAACUGCAGGGACGACACCCAUCUGCAAGCCACCAUCCCAAGUUAUUUUGGAAUAAUUUAAAACCAACAAAGGCAUUCCAGAUGAAAAUGUUGUCGAAGCUCUUUCAAAGCAAGUAUUGUUACCCGUUGAUGAAGUAAUGAUGUGGUUAAAGCAUCUCAAGACCGUACAGGAAAAUCGAGUAGAAGGAGCUCGAAAAGCUGCAGUAACACGUAAAAAAAAACAGACCAACUGUUAGGCAAGAAGAAAAAGAAGAUCAAUGUUAUGCAUCAACAUGGAAGAACCACCCAAUUUUGAUGGCGACGACAAUGAAAGUAUUGACUGGAUUGAAUGCGAUGCAUGCGCAAAUUGGUUUCAUGCCUGUUGUGUCGAUGUGACUGGAAUUUUACCAGACCUUUGGCAUUGUCCAUCUUGUAAUUAAAGGAUUCUAUGCUUUUAUGUUUACUAUACCCAUAAGGUGUUAUUGUCACAUUUACUGACAUAAUAAUAUGCUUGUCCUCCUAAACUGAAAAGAGAAAGGACUUGAAUUGGAACAGGGAAUACACAAUGGAGGCGUAUUUCUCUUAAUUUCCGCAUUUGCUUUUAGUAUAGCAUAUAUAACACAACCUUGAAGUUCUAAUUACUAAUACAUACUCAAACGCUUGAAAUAAUUUACACUGUAAGCUUAAAUUAUAAAGUGGUAUUUCAGUUUAACUCAUUCUCAUCCGGUCGAAAAGUAGCAAUUUCGAGUGGCGUUGUUUCAAACGCUUAUAUCUCUCAAAUUAUACAUCGCACGGAAACAGAAAUUGCAUCGUUCGAAAGAGGAAGACUUCUGCUUUCCAACGAUACCAAUUUCAAUUCCAUCCGGAGCUUGGUUAACGAUUUACUCGCAUAAAUUUGCAUAAAUUAUGAUAUAAAAAAAUGUUGCAAUUAUGCAUAAAUGUAUUUAGCGGUUCAAAUUUCAAAUAUGUCAAAAAAAUUUAUGAAUAUGACUGAAAGACACGGUUAUGAUCUACAAGUACCCGAAGUUUCAUGCAUGUAGCAUAAAUAGAAAUAUUUUUAUUGAAUUUUUAUAUAAACUAGGUAGUGGAGUAAAAUUUACAUUUUGUGCUCACAUGAAACAAAUACCUUUAUCAAAGGUCCUUUUUUAUUGCUGCAACAUGUUAUCAAUACAAAUUUCCAAUAUUUCUUACUCUCCAAAGAUAGUAUGGCACCAAAAUAAGUCUCUGAUACCCACAAAAGAACACUCAAAUCAUGAUUAGCAAAAUGUCUUUAUUUCUACAAUUACUACAUACAUUCUUAGAUAAUCAUUACAUCAUUGACUUUAGUUAUUAGUGGCAUAACCAGCCUCAAAAUUUGGUCAUGCUAUUCAAAUUUGAAAUAAUCACUACUCAUUUGUUUAGAAAUUGAUUGUUUUCACAAUCUAGAACAUGAAAAUAUUUGCAAAUAGCAUGACCAAGUGUUGUUGGGCUGGCAUCAUCAUAAUUAGUUAUAUAAAAAAGUAAUGUUUUCCAAGGCAGUAAUGUUUGCUAAAGCAGUAAUGUUUGCCAAAGCACAUAAUUGGAUUAUGUGGUGAAAAUAUUUCCUUUAUAUUGUACUACAAAAGACCUAAGACUGUAACCAAACUGAUAUCAGAUCACCACGUCAUACCCAAAUCUGUUGCGAUGAAUAUCUGGACUUCUUCCUGUAUAAAUUUCAAAGUCGUAAUAUAACCAUUAGGAUUGUCUGCAGCAACCCACAGAUUUAUUCCCCACAUAGUAGGUCAUCUAGCUUUCAUGAACUGCCUAACCCCCAACCUAUUUCUUGAUUUGACAGUGUGUUUGUCUGCAACAACAAUAUUCUGUGACGGCUGGUACAGUUGUUGAUGCAGUUUAUUGCUGUAGUCUUUAGUACAAGAUCUACCAUAUUCACAAACGCCAUAAGCGCUUUGUACCUAACCCGAGAAAUUAUGUCUAUUGCCCACAGACCAUGAUAUAAGGUUUUUACACUCCAAUAAUUUUCAAUCUCACUGUCGACCUUUAGCAAACCUGCAUGUUAUACUAAAAGGCAAUCAACCUCUCAAGGUUGGUGGACUGCAAGACCCUUUUUUAUUAGUAUAUGGGGAUAACUUUUGAGUUAUUUGUAUGUGGGCAUAUGUAUUGGUAUGGCCAGGAAACUACCUCCUGAAGCAUUCCCUUAGUAAAAAAGAGUCAAAUGAACUCAAGCUCACAGUUCAUUGAGCCGAAUGAACUCAAGCUCACAGUUGAUCGAAAUGGAUCCCGGACAUGUCAGUGAGGAGCAAAAUCUGGGAGAACAUUCCUGGCGUCAGGAUCAUUACAUCCGUCAUGUAGCUAUGUGGCCUAGUGGGGAUGCUAGACAGGGAGCUUUCGAAACCUUAGGUCCUAAUGGCUGGGCUUCCCUCUACCUCUACUCAUCCCCCUACCUUCCCUCUGGGUUGGUGAGUGGGGUUCUCAUGACUCAUCAGAACUCUACUUCCCUGAGGCUAUGAAACAGGAACAGCAGAUAGGAACAGGAUCAAUAUAUUCAUCAGUGCGAAUAAAAACUUUUAUAGACAUGGUGCCACUUAAAAUUAUAAUAAGAGCCAACUAGUAAGAUAUAACACAGGACGAAAAAAUAGAUUUGCUCCAACUUUGCAACCCCCUGCAAAGGUGCCAUUGCCGUAAUUGCAUCAAAUUUGCUAUUGUGCAAAUUUUGUUCAAAUUUGGAAAGCAAAUUGGUAAAUAAAUUUUUACCCUCAUAUUGGUAAAUACAAUUCUCUUUUUUGAGAGGGAAUGGGUAUAGGAUAAAUUUGGCUCAAAUUACCUUUCAUUUGCACAAGUGAAUUUGUGGGUAUUUUCGUCCAUAAUUUGGUUUCUAAAUUUGCCAAAAUAUUUGCAACCUUGCAAAUUUGAUGCGAUUACGGCAAUGGCACCUUUGCACCGGGUUGCAAAGCCUAGUGCAAAUCUGUUUUUUCGCCCUGUGUAAGUAUGAAUACCUGGCUAUUAUGUAUGUAACAAACAACCAAACAUUUGCUCAAGGCUCAUUUUACUUCGCCUAGGAAUCAGAGAUUUUUAUGCCUAAAACACCAUAAAUUUUCGUCAACAAUAUAAAUAAAUACCAUUUAUAUUUGUCAAUUUCAGUAUGAAACGAUUAUUUCAACACAAAAAAGCGAUAUGAGGACAUACUUGGUCGUACUAGUGAAGCUAUACUAAAUACAAAUAAAUUUACAAUGCCAUGGCAACGGCAAAACAUUGAAAUUGUCUAGAAAUGAUACAAAUACUUGCCUUGAAACUCCAGACACGACUCCCAAUGCCAGGUUGAGAUACUUGUCUUCAUACGAAGACAUUCCAUCAUUACUAGCACUAUCAGUUUGCAAAAUAAAGCCAAAAACAUCUUCAGAAUGCGAUUCAAACAAAACUACAACACAAUACAUUUCAACGCUCGUGCGUUCCCGUGCGCGAUAAUCAGGAAAAUUGCUCUAAAAGAUUUGUUUUUCUGCCUAAGCCAAUCAAAAUCCGUAUCUAGGGUAAACAAACAUUCCGGAAGUGAUUCCUGCAGUCUUUUACCAGGAAACUGUAAUGCUUUACCAAGAAUUUGGCGUCUGAAGUUGGCCGAACACUUUCCGAUCACGAGAAUUGCCAUAAUAGGCUUAGAUUAUUUUGCAAUUUCCCGAGACUGCUCCGAGCUAUAGAAUGGAAGAUGGUGAUUCUUUUGGUAUAUUUGUUAUUUUUAUACGUUGAAAAGAAGCAAAAAGACGAGCAUUUGAAUCAGGUGGAACAUUCAAAAUGCAACAGCAAAAUUGAUGUGUCAUUUGCAUAAAUUUCACCGCAUUGAUCAUUUCAAGGUAAGAAAUUCGCUUGAAAUUGAGCGAGAAACAAUAAAAUUAUAUGAAUAUUUCUGAAUAUAUAGUAUCGAUCAAGCGGAAUUUUUUGGUGGUAUUUUCGUAUGUCUACUGCAAAUACUCGUGAAGUUCUUUAAUAUUUAAUCUUCCCGUCAUAUACGUCGGAAAUUAAUAUUGGCGGAUCGAAUUGAGUUAAUGUUUUAAAAAAAACUGUUCAUGUUGUUUUUGCAAUCUGUGUAUUGUUUUUUUGUCUUUAUAUGGACACCAGAUCAUCUAAAAACACUUAUAUAUAUUAACUAUUAAAGCUUGUCAUUCCAAGGAGCAAAACAAAAACGCAUUGAUGCUCAUUCCGACUUCGAACAACCAGGGUAUGGAAUUGACUAGCUGACGAACUAAAGAAAAUCAAUUGUUUUAAUAUUUGCAGUUAACCCAUUAAGCGCCAGCGCUCUCCCCUUGACGAGUAAAAUCGUCCCUUGACGAGUAAAAUCGUCUGGCGUUAGACAGGGUAAAAUACUAAAGUAGAGUGCAUCAGGGUGCAAUACAACUCAAUGGGUUAGCUAGGCACAUCGGCAGAUACGCUAGUUAACCCAUUAAGCGCCAGCGCUCUCCCCUUGACGAGUAAAAUCGUCUGGCGUUAGACAGGGUAAAAUACUAAAGUAGGGUGCAUCAGGGUGCAAUGCAACUCAAUGGGUUAAGGACACAAUUUGGUGGUAAUUAAUAAUUGUAUGAAUUGAACAAUUUGUUGUGCCACAAUCUUACCUGGUAACAUUUGGUCCAAAUUGACUAAGGUUUCCAGCCCCAGUCCCACAGGUACAAUGGGGAAUUUGAUCACUUUUGACUUAGAUUUCCAGUCCCACAGUGGGGCUUUUGAUAAAAAAUUUGCACAAAAAGUCAAAUCCCCCAUAUAUGCCCGACCCCCCCCCCCCCUCUGGAGGUUAACAUUGAUAGGUGCAUAAUAUGUGGGUGCACCUCUUCCAUACUGUCCAAUAGACUAGAUGUUAUGGCCAUGAUCUUUCCAUAAUCCCAAGUGUCAACAUGUGAUGCAUAUGAAAUAGAAAACACCUGUCAAAUAGUGAAUAAUGAUGACAAUAUUAAUAUUAAUUGCUUGAAGCUACUUUCGGUGUUCUCCAGGUUACAGGAGUUAAUAUUGCACAUAAUAAGAAACUAUAAAUAGAUGGGCAAAAAAUACCGUAUUUCAUAGCGUAUAAAUUCACUUAACUGAGCAAUGCGAACUUUUAAAACUGGAAACCCAACAACUUUCAAUUUAAAUCUCAUGUCGUAACAGCUACGAUUUUUCAGUGCUGUUCAAAAUUGCAUUAUCUUAUUUAGCUCGUCCGUAUUUAUAUAAAAUUAGCAUUAUUUCAAUGAAAAAUGCUAGCUAACGUUAAAUAUCAGUGAAAACUUUAUGUUGCAUGCUGCAAAACGUUAUUUAAAUAAUGUCAUACUUCACUGAGAUUUCUCCACACUUGUAGUUCCUCUUCUGUGACUAUAUCCAUAAGUAUGAACACAGCCAUAGCUUAAAAUCACGUCCAACAUACGAGCCAUACAUUGUUGUAAUGCUGCUAGCCACCUUUCCAGGGAAUGCGGAGAAAUCAAAUACUUCAAUUCUGGCUUUAAUUUUUUUCUUGUCUGCAGGUGAAAGACCUUUCAUUGUUUUUGCCAAGAGGUAUUUCUCAGCACCAAGUAAUAUUGUAUGCAGUAACAGUAAUAUUGUAUGCAGUAACAUUCAACAGGUGUUUGCCUAAAAAGAGAAAAAAAUUGAAAAUUGUUUAAUUAACAGGUAAACACACUCAGAUUCUAAUAGUUAAUACUUUUUAAUAAUCAUGUAACGGUAAAAUGAAAUAAAAGUACAUCGAAGCUUAAAUGCGAACACAGUAGUCAACAAAAGAUUGUGCAAUACUUUUGUUAACAAAUUAGCAUACAAACAUGCAUUAAACAGAGAAAAUGACAUUAAAAGGGACCGGCCAUUUAUUAAGGGAGGGGGGUGGUGGGUGAGAAAUUCCAAAAUUUUAAACUAUUUUUGAGACCGCCCCGCCCCCAAAUUCAUAUAGAAUAUUUCAGAACGCCCUCUCCUCACCAAUAUCCCUUUACACAUGUUUUAUUUUACUCGUGUUUUUAACGAGCCCACAGGGGGAGUUAAAAUGCAAACAAGGGGGAAAUGUUUACAGCGAUACUACAUUAAGAAACAUCAUACCAAUUAACAAAUCUCAUAGAUGGACGAGUAGGAUUGAUGAUUGACGGGUGUAGGAACGAAAUUAAUAUUGGGGAGCCCACACUCACGAUAAAAUUAAGUAAUUAAAUUUCAUAAUUAAUUCUGGUGAUUGAUAAAUGUCUAUUAAAGUUUCUCCAAGAACCAACAACUAUGACAAAAUUUUUAAAGAACAACAAAAUUUUCCAAGUUGCCCCCCCCCCUAACACAUAUUUUCAUACGUACAUACAGUACUGUAUGAAAAAUGUAACAUGCAGUGGAAAGCAGCCUUAAUUCUGUAAAAAAUAAUGCUGUACUCUAUGCAGUAUAUACUGGAUUUAAGGGAUACUAAAUGGUUUUCGUGCACGUUAGUGUGAUCCAUGCAUGUGGGAUAUUGCAAGGUUUUCGGAAAGCGUAAAAACAAUAUCCCUAGCUAUAUAGCUAUAUAUCCCAAGUGCAUGGAUCAACGCUAUCCUGCAUGGAAAACCAUUUAGUAUUUGCUUUAUAAAAUAACAAAAGCGACACAACAGUCAUUGUAAUCUUCCUGUGCAGGAUUGUCUCAUCCUGCACGCUCACAAACCAAUCAAGUUGCAUGUUUUAUUGUUAGUAGUUAUUAUAUAUUAACAUAACUUACUCAAUUGCAUCGAAUGUUUUGAGUUCAUCAAAUUGACCACCACGUUCAGUUACACCAGUUUCUUUCCAUAGCGGUUUCUUUUGCCUUUCUGAUCUACAUGUAUAUGUGUAAAAAAACGUAUGCAACACAAUUGCAUAUUGCGUACAUAUUUUGAGUACUGUAUAAGAUAUGUUUGUCAUACUAAAUACAGUACAGUACGUAUAAUGGUGCAACUGCUACAUUGCAGUACUGUAUAGUGUAUUGUCAAACUGAAAAUUGUUGAAUGGUCAUUCGCGUGAUCAUUUGUCAUGCUACUUUGACAAGCUCUAGUGUAAGCAAGGAACAUGCGUCUGUUAUGACGAUAAACUUGUAAAACUAUCUCACUUUAAAAACCUUGCAUUAAUUAUCGUGGAGACUGUAGUUCUUGUUCCUGCGUCAGUCCUUAGGUCGCCUGUAGCAUUUUCCUUUCUUGCCUAUUAGACAAAAAGUUAAAGUUUAUUCAGAAUUUAAGCUUAAACUGUCAGUAAUUGAUCCGUGUUAUCUAAUUAACUGAUUAUUAAAUCUAGAAAACCUAAGUCACAUGUCUAUAGAAAUGGAUUGCAAAACUUCGUAGGUGAUGAGUAAACUCUGAAGCUCUUGGGUUAUCACAUACGACACAGAGAAUAGGACACUGGACGAAAACGUCUUUUUUUGUGAGUGCAUCAUACAUUGCAAUGCCUUCUUCAAGUUCUGUAUAAAGCAAAAUCAUAAUAUCUUGGGAGUGAAGUCUGUAUAUGUUAAAUUUUCAAACUGAGGUCUUGCUGUAUUGACCGAACAGUUUAAGAUAGUAGGGUUUAUUAUGUGGCUGUAAUGCCUAAUUUCCUGCUUUUGUUUAAAAUUAAAUCAAUUAUAAAACUUGUGCUAUUAAUUGUUUUCCUCACAGGCCAAUAAUAAUUUUGUAUUGCCGGUUGCCAAUACAGGAAAAUCCUGUCACAUGAAUAGCCAAUAAUAAUAUAGCGUAAUUAAAGGCCAUCAACUGAGUAUCAAUAUUCGUAUAGAUUUACUACAUACUUGCUAGAUCGGUUGCAAUUACUUUCCCCAUCGUGAUUGAAUCCACUAAAUUAGACACACAUAUAAAAUUUAUAUUGCUAAAUUUAGUGACAUCUUUUCUUGGCAGGUCUGCAAGAAAAAACGAGUACGUCUCCAGUCUGUUCCAUUUCUUUGAUUUGUUGCCACUUGUUUCAUCUGAAAAUAUCACGAUCGGAAGAGUUAGCGUCUCUUUGUCACCAGCCAAACGUUUUGUUGGAUGAGGAUUUUGGUGCAUAGUAAUUUCCUGAAAAAUAAAAUGAUCUCAUCGUCUGGACGAACAGACAGAACUGUGAGAAAAUAAUUGUUAGAGUGUAACAGAUAGAAUGGCAGGAAAAUAAUUAUAUACUACAUAUAAAUGCAUAUGGAUUGAUGUGUUAACAAUGUACAAGCAGCAGGAAAUAGACAAAGACCUCUUGAGUCAAAGGAACUAUUUGGCCAUUUGUUUCCUUGAAUGUUAAUGUUGCUGACACAAUAUCGCCAAUGGAAUUUAUUUCUAUCUCUUCCAUUUCAUCAGUGAUAACCCAUGAUUCUGGACGUGUAGGAAAGGUAUGUACUUUUAUAACGUCGCACAUGAAUUUCAAAGUUGUCCACUUUCUGUAAAUGAUACAUAGUGCACUGUAAUAAACCAUUGCAAUCGGCUUUAGAAACCGGGUUUACUAGAAUACUUUUAAUGCCAUCGAAAAAAAUGUUUGUACUUUUCCAUAAGAAAUGCCAUGUUCUCUCCACUUGUACUGGACAAUGUCUCCAAUAUAAACUGUGAUGUUAUUCACAGUUGCAGAAGUGGUGUGGAACUGUUUAUUGAUGUGCCACGUUCUACCCUGUGAAUUUAUGAAAUAGGUGAAUGGAGGUUUAUAAGAUUAAGUUUCCAGCACAAAUGUACAGAACCGAGUCGAAUGAUAUCCACUCGUGUAUAUAAUGAACUGGAUCACAUACACCAAAAAUUGCCAGUGUAAACCCACCUUAAUAAGGGACCGGUCAUAAAGUAACUGCUAGGGUGGGCCAAGAAAUUAUUAUCAUCAGUUUGGGUGGGCCAUGAAUUUGUUUUUGUGCAAAUGGAUGGGCCCAGAAACACAUAUAGCCUGUUUGCACUCAAUACAUACUACAACUACUACACAACAUUCCUAUUAAAAUAAUCAACAUUCAAUAGGACAAAAUAAUAGAUUUAAAGUGAAUUCAAAAUGAAAUAAAAACAUAAUCGUGUUAUUAUUAUAAUAUCAUUAAUAUUUUGUAAGUCACAUCUACAGGCAUUGAUUUUUAAAUAUCCACAUCACCCUUCCUCACAAUCAGAUUCUAAUGACAUAGAGUCAGACUGAGAAGAUGUUUCCAAUUAUUUUUUAACAAAAAAAUCAAGUGUACAUUGUUUUCCCACAACUGUUAUUUUUCACCUUGUUUUGACUUGUUACUUGUUUUUUACUUCUCGAAUGAAGUUACAAUUUCAUUUACUUGUUCUACAGCAUCAUCUUCAAAAUAAUUUUUGGCAAUUAAAGUUUUUAAUGCUGUCAUAUGGUACCUUGAUUUAAGUUGUUUAAUAGGCUCAAGCACACACAUUUACUUGAGAGAUUUUUUCAGCACCAUUCUCCAGAGACUCGUACUUGAUUCUGCCACUUGUAAUAAUCUUUGUGACAUCACACACUCUUGCAUUUUCUCUUGCAUUAUUUCUCUCAGACUCUCAUCUCUGCAUCACUUUUGGAGGAAAUUUUCCUACAGUGAAUAAAUUACAAUUAGUAAUGAUUGUUGUGUGACUGUUGUCCAUCCAAUUUGUUGUCGUAAAAUUUGAGUUCAUUGGCUUUCCAGGAUUAGGAAUCCACAAAUCUUUGGCUGUUGUUGGCCCUACGGUUUUUCCAAAAUUAUCUUUGUUUUUAAUAUCUGCCAGGCAAAACAUGUUAAAAUAUAUAUACUUACAAGUUGUAACAUUUUGUGGGAAACACUCGACAUUGGUGUAGUACGCUGGCUUGCCAUGUCUUUAACCUGUACUCCACGUUUGGUCUUCGAACUCAAAAUUUCUAUUGCAGAAUGCAGAUAGAAAUCGUUUUCGAUGACAUUGAUGACCUGACUUGUCAUACAGCACAACUUCUUUCAAAACAUCAAUAAUUUCCUCUGACUGCAUGUCCAAGAGUUGCUUUAGAUCAUCAUACCCAAGCUCCAUGAACUUGUUGACAUACUGUGAAAGGUUGUUCUUUUCAAGAAAUGUUUGAAUUUUAUCUGCCAUGUUGUUUUAAAACCAUGACGAUUGAGCCAGCAUGCCCCAAGUACAGCUUUUGCACGCAACUACUUCGUGUAGCGUUACAUAAAGUGGCACCUAAUCCUAUCAAUCUACAUUCUAAUGUUUAUGCGCUUUAUUCAUGAUCACGAUGAUGCAAAAAAAAUGAAAAAUCCAAUAGAAUUCAAAAUAACAACCGCACUUUAGAAAACGAUGACAUCAUGCGUUGGCGAAUAUGUUAAUAUGCAUGCGUCUAAUAAAUAACACGUUUGUUCAAAAAACAAAAUCACAUGAGUGGUUAAUUCGUAAAAAAACCUUUUCCUAUGCAUUUUACUUACAUAUACACAGUGUAUACUGAUAAUCACUCACAUGGUUGGGAUGCAUUACAGAAGCAUUCCGUAAAAAUGAAAGUAGACUGCAUGCUUCAUGGCUCACAAACACAUUCCGUACACACAAAAGCACAAAGGUUUUUGAAUGACGUUUCGUUUCCAUAGCUUAAUGAUACAACCAUUAUUUAUUAACGUUGUCUUCUGCAAAGCUGGUCAAAAAACAAAACCAAACGUGAAAAGUAUGCUAAACUUUAGCUGUUGGCCUAAUUCUCGUCAGUAUUGCAAUUCAAUGGAGAAUUUUGACACAAAAAAAUUACACACACUUACUAUAAAUGUUGAGAAAAAUUUCUAGAAAUUUGUUUUAGUAGAAGUCUCACAAUUUCCGAGUCUAAAGAUAAAACAAACUAUAAUUUUUUAAGGGGGCCAAAUUUCCUAGAAAAUAUGGCCCGGGGGGCAAACUUCCUGUGACACCGGUCUGGCCAUGUAAUGGAAAGUGCCCUAUGAGUAAUCUAAGAUGACUUAUUGGAGAAGUAAAGAGCAUCGAAGGGUACUGCAACAAUUUUUACAAUUCAAAAAUUUUAAAUAUUUUCAUUCCAUGAGAAAUCAUAAAGGUUAAGCCAAUUGGGCAAAUGAAUUUGCUAGAUUUUACAAAAUACUAACCUCAAUUAUAAAAUAUGAUUUUGUCAUUCUAGCUUCUGGGAAUUACUGGUUAUGGAGCAAUGGCCAACAUGUCAUCCAGGAAUGUGACCCUCAAGGUGUUGACACUUGUUAGCCAAAAAUACAAUGCGGCUGCAACAUCAGCCCUAAACAAGGAGAUUGUGUUGGCAGUGAGUACCAAGACUUUGAAAUUGAGGAAUGGUUGAACUAAAAGUAAAUGUAGGUUACCUUUAUUUAUUUCUAAUCUUCCACUGUAGCACAAGUUCGUACGAGAAAAAACAACAGCAGCAGCAAAGAAACUUAAUGAUUUCUCGGGAAGCUUCUACCAAUGGAAGCUGGAGAAGUUUCCCAGCACUAUCACCAGGGAGGAAUGGCAGAUGACGAGAAGGGAGGACCAAGCUGCCUAUAGUCUAGGACCUGUAUAUGAGUAUGUAUGCAUUUCAUUUAGGACAGAUAAUCUUAACUGUUUUAGGGCAAGUUGACCAUGACGGUCAACAUGGUAACGCUGCCCGAACCCCAAUCCGGGGCGAAACGUCCGAAACUGACCAUACCCAAAAACGACGCUUUCACCAUACUGCUAUCUACCAAACCAUAAAAGCUUUGGUUGUUAUGAAACAAAUAAAUUUGUAAUCUAACAUAAUAGCCUAAUUGCUGCUUUGUAAAUAUCUGUUUUAAUUGUUUAUAUAAUAAUAAAAAACAUUAACAUUAAAAUUCAGCAAAAUAACUUGGUAUAUCCCAACAUACUUAGUAUUGUUUAUGGCCGGGGUGGGGGCUGAAGAGAAAAUCGUGGGGUAGCGAAAACAAAUACAAAAAAAAGAAAAUUUGUUUCAACAAAGGUUGGACUUAUAACCACGGUGUAUUGUUUCUCUUCAGCCCCCACCCCGGCGAAAAAUAAUGACUGGUCCCUUAAGCCUGGUUCACAUAUGUCUGCGAUGUGUUGGCAGGCUAUUGUCUUUAGCAGUUCAACCAAAUAAUUCACAAAAGAAUGUAUGCAUAAACAGCUGUAAGCAAUGAUGUUGCAGGCAUAUCGCAGACAUAUGUGAACCAGGCUUUACAUUUUAUAUCCAGAGGUUUUCUGCUGUGCAAAAUUGAAACCAAUCAGCUUUUCUCACACUAUGUGACCAGGCCUUCUAAUCUGCCAUUUUUGUGUGGCAUAUAGUUGAUUUUAGGAUAUCUGUUUGGUUUUGAUAAAACAAUCAAUAGUUUUACCACCCAAAAAUGGCAGAUUAUUUAGGCUUGGUCGCAUAGCAUGAGAAAGACUAAUUUCACUACUCAAAUUCUCAUAAAAGCCAUCACAAGGUCAUGUUUCAAAAGAAUUCUUUAAUAAAAUAAUUACUUUCAAAACUAACUAUGAGUAUUACUAUAUAUAUACUAUUGCUCACAAGAUGUAUAUGUGAUGAAAUUUAGGAAUGUUGUUUGCAAAAUGUUAGAAUUUUAUAAAAUACUAACCCAGUCCCAAUUUAACAAUUGAAUUUUGAAGAAAGUGCCAUAAAUUUCUAAGUCUAACUUGAACUAAAUUUAUACUAAAGAUUCCACAAUUUAUAGUCUGAGCAAAAAUGUUUGCAAAAUGUUAGAAUUUUGUUUUUAUUAGAAAUAUACUAUUUUAUAAAUACUAACCCAGUCCCAAUUUGACAAUUGAAUUGUAAAGAAAAUGCCAUAAAUGUCGAACCUGAACUGGAAUAUUCCACAAGUCUGACAAAUGUCGGAUAAAUCACAGCACGAACACAAGAUCAGACAAAUGUCUGUCGGAUAAAUAACUGCAAAAACACAAGGUCCGACUAAUUUCCCAUAUUAAAACAAAGACAUGAAGUAUUAUAUCUUAAAGAUUGCUGACCAAUGUCGAAGGUGCAUUUAUAACACUGUGCAUGUGUAAUACAUGUCGGACCUAUAACCGUAGCAGACCUAUAACCACAGCGUUUUACAUAUUGUUUGCAUUCUUUAUCAUGUGUUUGUCUGUCAUGGUGGCUAGAAUUUGACACCUUCCAGUUUGCAAACAUGCUGCUAGUGUGCAUGCAAAAGUGCUUCUUUAUAAAUUAUAUAAAGACAGCAGAUUGAUAAGUACGGAUGCGUGUUCAUUAGUCUGAUGUUUCUUUGCACAUCGUUUGAGCCGUACACAGGCUAUUGGAGAACUGAUGUGCAAUUUUCACUAUUUGGUCCAGAAUGAUGUGCAAAUUGCACAUUACUAAUUUGAAUGCUGACCUAGGAAUAGAGGUCUAUUCUUCUGUUAUAUAGCCCUGCAUACAUUAGUUGACUUAGUGAGUAUUAUAGUCUAAAGCCCAGGGGAAACGUUGUGGAAACAUUGUUUCCUGCCAAUGUUUCACCAUGUUUCCCAGAGUGGGCAAACACUAAGAAACAUUAGUGAGAAACAUCGGGAAACAUCAAAUGUUUCUGAAUUCGCUAGGAAACAGUUUCGCUUCUCGGGAAGCAAAUUUUGUUUCCUCAACAAUGUUUCCACAGAUGGGCAAACAGGGAAACAUUCAAGGAAACAUUGAGAAUCACAAAUGUUUCCACAACAUUCCCUAGUUUGCCCACAGCUUAAGACUACUAGUGAGUUCGAGUCGCAUAAACACCACAUUUUGCUGCUGCGACCUGUUGUGACAUUGGAAAGACUUCCCAUAUAAACAUGAUAUUUGUGAGUUUACAAUAUUUGGUUCACUUUAUGUAGUGAUUUAUUAUAUAUACCUCUUGAUGCAGACAAAAUAGGUCUUUUACUAUUAUUGUCCCUUUCAAAGAUAGCCUUUUCAAAUUUCAAUUCAGUAAAUAGUAAUGGUCCGUGUGUAUCCAUAUUUCAUGGAACAUUCCAUUGCUGUAAAACAUCAGUACAGUUUUUGUCAUCAGGAACAACACUUAAACCAAUUUCGACAAAGUCAUGUAGUUGAAACAGAGUAGCUGCAACAUGUUUACAACACCCCCCAGCCUUGCAAGAACACUUUGCUUUUACAACUUUACCAUCUGUUUAGGAGAGAUGGACAUAGACAGUGUAUGAUUGCUGUUUCACAAGGCUCUUACUCAAAAAGAGUUUGGAGUUGGCUUGCACAUUCUGUUUGACACGAAAUGUUUUUACAUAAUUCUCCUUAAAUAAGCGAUAUCCCAUUUUCUUGUGGUGAUGGGCGGCAGUAGGACGAUUCUAUUUCGUCAUCACUGCAUCGAGGAUCCCAUGAGAUAGCAAGCACACAUGCGCCAUCAGUGCGACACAAAAACGCUGUCAGGAAGAAGCUCUUUUUCAUGCUUAUAUCGUUUUUUGUUUUUUUCUUUCAUUUUGACCGGAGCCACCUGAGGGUUUGUGGCUAAUCUUACAUAAAUCAACUCACAAGAAUGUCAAGGUGACGAAAUGAGUGACGAAGAUGAAUUCCAUCACCUGAAUGAUGAAGCCGAAGGUCUUGAAGAACAGUCUAGCGAAGAUAAAAUGGCGGGAAUACUACAAGGACUUCAAUCAACUCUGAAGAAACUCACACAGGCGUCCCGUUCUCAGACAGAAACGUUGAGUAGUAUCAGAGAAGACCUCCUGUUUCAAUCUGAUGCAACAGAUCAGGACGAGCGAAGCGGCAACGGCACAGAAAACAGCCUAAAUGUCAGCUCAAUCGUUGCUAACUUGCUCGACUCGAGCACAGAGCACGAGGCCCCAAAGUCUAGCCCUGACGCAGCGGUAGACGAUGACAUAAUUGAUAGCCUGACUCAGGCUUACUUAGCGAAUCCGAAACAGUCCCCACAUGUGGAGACUAAAAUUGCUUCCUUUAUUGAACAAGUCUUGACAGGAGAACUCUCCAGCGACAUGCUGAAAGAGACGGGUGAGAAAUACCCACCACCAGAUAAUUGCCAACACCUCACAACAGUAAUGGUUAAUAAGGAAAUAUGGGACUUGUUGUCGAGGAAAAGCAGAACAGUUGAUCUUGGAUUUCAGAAAGUUCAAGGGCCCUUUAUGCAAGGGUUAUCAACUCUAACUAUCCUGGCCGAUAGGCUGUUAAAGGAUGUUAAAAAUAGCAAAAACACCAACAUUCGUGAAGUCUUGCAACAACUUAUGGAUAGUAUUGUCAUACUAGGAAAUGCAAACUGGAACUUAAUCAUGAAGAGGCGAGAGUUCAUUAAAUCUGAUUUGAAUCUGCCCUACACACAACUGUGUAAAGAGGAUAUUAAACCCACUACCAAGCUAUUUGGGGAUGACCUCUCCAAGCACCUUAAGGAAAUGUUGGAAGCCAAAAGGGCUGGCCAGAAAUUGCUGAAAACUGUGUCUUCUGCAAAGGUUAUGAAAAAUCGAGGCUACCGGUUCAAACCAUAUGAUAAACCGACAACCAGUUUUGGCCAGACUUGGCAACCUGCAAACAAGUCGUACAACUACAAGCGUCCUUUUUUAGAACACAGUCGGGCGACCAGCCAAGCAACGAUGGGGCCGAGAAGGCAGAACAACCACAACAACAAAUCCCAGUAACCCAAGAGGUAAUAUUUAACUAUUCUAACACUAAUGAUUUAGUUAAUAUAUCAACUAGUGCAUUGCACAACUCAUGCAUGUCCUUUCAAGCUGGUCAAGUGAGACACUUUAUACAGAAUUGGGCCAUACUGACUAGUGACCCAUUCAUUUUAAAUGCUGUAAAGCAUUAUCACAUUGAAUUUGAGGGGGAUUUCCCUGUACAAACACAAAGGCCUUAUCAAAUCAGAUUUUCUGCAGAGGAAACACAAAUAAUAGAUUCAGAAAUCUUGAAAUAUUUAUCAAAGCAUGUUAUUGAACCUGUUUGUGUGACUCCAGAAAGUUUUGUAUCCACCAUUUUCAUUAGGCCUAAAAAGGAUGGUUAACACAGGAUGAUACUGAACCUCAAACCAUUCAAUGAGUUUGUGGAUUACAACCAUUUUAAAAUGGAUACAUUUCAAACUGCCGUGAAACUUAUCCGACCUGGAAGUUUCAUGGCAUCAAUUGACCUUAAGGAUGCCUACUAUUCCAUACCAGUUGCGGAUGAGGAUAGGAAAUUCCUUAUGUUCGAAUGGCAAGGAACCUUUUACCAAUUCACUUGUCUCCCUAAUGGACUUUCUUGUGCCCCUGGGGUUUUUACAAAAAUCUUAAAGCCUGUGUACUCUCAUUUGAGAGGUUUAAGACACACUUGUAUGGGUCACAUUGAUGAUUCCUUAUUGUUAGGCUACGACCGUGAAGCUUGUAAAAACAAUAUUGAAGAUUCUACAAACUUGUUCCAACAAUUGGGGUUUGUCAUACACCCUGAGAAAUCAGUUUUGCAUCCAGUACAAGCUAUUGAAUUCCUAGGAUUUGUGAUUAAUAGCCUGUCUAUGACAGUGAGGCUUAUACCUAGGAAAAUCACCAAGGUCAAAUCCUUUUGCAAUAGCUUAUUAAAUAAACAUAAACCUACUAUAGGGGAGGUUGCUCAGGUAAUAGGCCUGCUGGUCUCCAGUCUCCCAGCAAUACAGUUCGGGCCUCUCCAUUAUAGAAACCUAGAAGGGGAUAAAAUUUUGGUGCUACGUGCCAACAAAGGCAACUUUGAUUCACCUAUGACCCUUUCCCAUCAGUCUAAUUUAGAGCUUGUGUAGUGGGUGAAUAAUAUUGACUCUGCUUUUAAACCAAUUUUGCAGAGCACUCCUGCAGUAAUUCUUACUACCGAUGCUUCCAUCCUAGGUUUGGGUGCUGUUUUGGGUGAUACCAGAACAGGUGGUCCAUGGGACCAGACAGAACAGCAAUACCACAUCAAUUGUUUAGAGAUGUGGUCUGUUUUACUGGGGUUAAGAUCCCUCUGCAAACAUGUUUCCAAACAGCAUGUUAGAGUUCAAUGUGAUAAUACUACAGCAAUUGCCUACAUCAAUGCAAUGGGGGGCAUAAAAUCUAAGGAAUGUGACAAUUUGGCAAAACAGAUUUGGGAAUGGUAUUUAGCCCAAGAUGCAUGUCACAUCCCAGGGUCCCAGAAUGUGGAGGCAGAUGCAGUAUCAAGGGUAUUUAACCUCUCAACCGAGUGGUCUCUUUUCCCUCCCGGUGUUUGCAGACAUUGCAAGGAGAUGGGGAAGCUUUGAUAUAGACUUAUUUGCUUCACGGCUUAACUAUAAACCCUGAUGCCAAAUUUAUUGAUGCUUUUUAUAUGGAUUGGGGACCAUAUUUAUUUUAUGCUUUCCCACCUUUCAGUAUGAUAGCAACAUGUCUCCAGAAAAAAACACACAAGACAAAGCAACAGGAGUGUUAAUAGUACCCAUCUGGACAACGCAACCCUGGUUCACAGGGAUACUGAACUUGCUCAUGAACAAACCGCUCAUUCUUCCUCAAUCAAACACACUGCUGACACAACCCCACAAUGGGGAUCUUCACCCACUGUGACAUCAACUACGUCUAAUGGCUUGCAAAGUCUCUGGCAAAGCUUCCAACACAGAGGAAUUUCAAAUGACGCUACUGCGAUCAUCCUCCAGUCAUGGUCUGCUGGUACCCAGAAACAAUACCAACCGUACAUUACCAAGUGGCACCGAUUUUGUGCUGAAUGGGAGAUUAAUCCCUACAAUCCACCUUUGAACAUUGUGCUAGACUUUUUGGUACACCUUCAUAACCAAGAUCUUGAAUACACAACAAUAAACACAGCCAGAAGUGCAAUUUCAGCCAUUAUACUACGUCAAGGGACCACUACCAUAGGAAGCCAUCCGAUUAUCUCACGAUUCAUGAAAGGCAUCUACCGGUCCAACCCCCCAAGGCCAAAGUAUCAAAUUACUUGGGAUGUACAACCAGUACUAACAUAUGUAUCUUCUCUUGGAACUGCUAACAACCUGGAUCUCAAGACCCUUUCAUUGAAAUUGCUUAUGUUGGUUGCUCUGGUUUCUGCCCAAAGAGGGCAAAGCCUACACAUGCUUGAUAUAACUCUUAUGAAACAGGAUGAAUCCUCAUUCGAGUUUUUGUUACCAGAACAUGUGAAGCAAAGUCGACCAGGGUAUACACCCCCUUCAAUUGUUCUGCAUGCCUUUCCUGCUGAUGAAUCAUUGUGUGUUUUUAAUCAUAUGCGAACAUACAUAAAUCAAACAAAACCACUUAGAGGGAACGAAACAAAACUUUUCAUCAGCUAUAUGAAACCACAUCAUCGAAUUUCGAGAGACUAUAUCUAGAUGGAUACGUCAAACCAUGACAAAUGCUGGAGUCGAUGUUCAGAUUUUUAAACCGCACAGUACCAGAGCUGCUGCGACUUCAAAGGCUAAAGCAGCCUCGGUUCCUAUUCAGGACAUCCUCAAUAAGGCAGGGUGGUCCUUGUCGCGAACUUUUGAUAAGUUUUAUCACAAACACAUUGUCAGCAAUGAACAAAUAUUUGCUACUGCUGUUCUGAGCUCUAAAUGAGUCAAAUAGGUACUAUAUAUUCUCAUCAAUGUUGGAGUUGUCUCCACAUUAAUUGUUGAUAUGUUAUUGUGGGAUUUGUUACAUUAAAGACUGUUGCUAUCGUCUCUCAUGUGAAUGUUGUCUUUGAAAUCUCAUGGGAUCCCGGAUGCAGUGAUGACGAAAUAGAAUUGAAAAUUAAAUGAGACUUACCUGGAAGUUGAAGUUUGAUUGGAAUUCUGUGAGUCAUAACACUGCAUCUAGGGAUCACAUGCCCGCCCUGUUGGUUUCCCAACAUUCCCAACCCUAUUUUAUUAUAGGGCAUCAACUAGAGAAACUGGAUAGACAGUAAUAAACCAUUUAAUUGUGCAUUGGAACAUAUUCAUGUUACAUCUUUCUUACGCGAUACAGUCACAUUUGAACUUUAAAAACUGACGGCGCAUGCAUGCUUGCUAUCUCAUGUGAUCCCUAGAUGCAGUGUUAUGACUCAUAGAAUUCCAAUCAAACUUCAACUUCCAGGUAAGUCUCGUUUAAUUUUCAAUUAUCGGGCAUUGUCUCCGAAUUUUCCACCAAAUGCUCGUGACUAAACGCAUAUUCAAAGGCCAAAAGAUUAAUCAGAGAUCGAGCAAAUGUAGCAUCCUGUAAAAUUUCUCAGAAAAUUUCUUUGUCUUAGCUUGCUCCACUGUUGAACCACCGUUUAGUAGAUUGUCCACAUACAUGCUUCGACGUACAUCUUCUUCAGGAUAAGUUUUGGACCAGGUGUCUAAAUGGGGUCUCGAUUACACCAUGGAGUAGAUAAGGUGAGGGUACAACACCAAAUAAGACUCUUGUAAACCGUAGGGUCUCCAAUGGUGACAGAUCAUCUCGAUACCAAUGAAACUGUAGCACAUCUCUCUCAAAAGAACAAAACAAUAGACACUCCGAAAAUAGUUAACAUUUUAUUCAAUGUUUCGACUAUGUUUCAGUCAUCAUCAGGAAUGACGCUAUUGAAAAAUACCAAGAUAUAUAUUUACAAGUUAAGCGGAUCAAAUUACGUGCUAAUUAAAGAUCACAAGUUCCUUAGAGGCUUUCGUUCCGUGAUUAUGUUCCGGUUUUUGAUGAUGUAUAUGUAAAGACUCCUUAUAUAACAAUAAUGACCAAUGUCUAGAUUUAUCUAUAAUAGUACAGUUUUGGUAUAUGAUGGCUUCUGUGGUAUGUGUAUCAAACUGAUCAAGUAGUGUGUUGGGUAGGUUAAGUAGUGUCUGGAAGUAUUGAAAAUGUUCACAUGACGUAAUAUGUUUGUGGACUUCUGAGUUUUUGUCGGAGGAGUGUUCUUUAAUUCUUGUUCUGAGGCAGCGGUCAGUUUCGCUGUAGUUUCAAUAACAUACAUUUCCAUUCUUGUAAGGUGAGAGCCCAUUAAAAUCUCCAUACGUUUGGUUGAAGCUUCCGAGAGUUUCUUGUUCAGCAAAUCUCCAACUUUAGCUGAGAUAUUAGAGCUGCUGGCUCCUGUAUCAUCAGUGCUUUCAUUAUAAUUCUGUCCACUUUAAGCAACACCACUGGGAAAACUCCUUCCCCCACUCCACUUGGUAUUAAUACCACUUUCUUGAUCUCUUCCAGCUGAGUUUUGUCACAUAUUGAGUGUUACUCCUCGAUCAUCGAAUCAAGACUUUCAAACUCGUAAAUAAUAUGAUUAAAAAUGGUUCAACUAUAAGUGAAUACAAAAACAAAUAAACUACCUAGUUUACAAUAAUUUAGUAAAAUAAAAAAACAAACUUACAGAUAAUUCCCCAACUGGGCGAUCGAUAGCAAUAUUCAUGUAGAAUUGUAGGUCCUAUUAGAGUUUACUUAUCCUUUGCUUCGGGUAGAAUUAAAAUAAUUUUGUUUAGACUGUUUGAUGUUGACUAUAGAUAUGCCCUCGCAGGAUACUUUCAACCGUUUCUAUAUUCAAAAUAUGAAUAUAUUAAGUAAUUACUAAUUGCCUAACUAAUCUCCUAGACAAUGGUAUGUUAAUUGUCUUUUUCAGCUCCGGCUGUUUUACAGUUUUGAACUCCGGCUCCAGCUCCGGCUGCUUUACAUAUGUAAACUCUGGUCUUGACUCCGGCUGCUUAUAUCUAUUUCCUUGCCUAGUAACUGGAUAAUGACGGAUAUUAUUCCGCUCAAUUUUGUUACCAGGUUUUCCCUCUCUCCUCCGCAGAGGCUUUACGUAGGGUAGUAUGAUUAUCAUGACAUUUUACAUCAUGCGUUAAGGGAAUAUGAACCAUGGGGCGAAGGAACACAGUUUGAUAUUCCCCUGAUGCAUCAUGUAAAAUGUCGUCAUAAACAUGCUAUGGUAUGUAAAGCCUCUGCAGAAGAGAGAGGUUUUCCCUUGUAAAUUAAGUGGAAGAAAAUAAGAAAUGCAGUGACAGAAACAGAAUAUGGUAAUUUAUUACAAAUAAGAAAAUUCUAAGUACAAAUUUACAAAGUCAAAGGUUUUAAAACCUUUUGUGAUUAAACUUAAUAAAUGCUAAGUGACCAAUGUUGCCUGGAAGAAGCAUGCAACGUUUCUUUGUCAUAAUGUUCCCGGUCAAUGAAAAGACAUGCUCAGAGGUUACAGAGGACGGUGGACACGAGAGAUAAGGUAGAGCCAAGUGUGUCAAAGCACAGGCCAUUCGCCAUUUUUUGUGGCAAUACCGGUAAAUCCUGAGCAUUGAUUUUGCUGUUUGGCUCUGACAGGUAGGCA
Messenger RNA from Paramuricea clavata, 27318 nucleotides. The record is from the annotation of a GenBank genome assembly. NCBI's taxonomy places the organism in Eukaryota, Metazoa, Cnidaria, Anthozoa, Malacalcyonacea, Plexauridae.